AAAACUUUAGUUUUUUCUCAGUAUGUUUCUGCACUGAACGUGGUGGAAGAGUACAUCCAACGCCGAAACAAAGAAGCCAAAUUGAAAUUAGGGAAUGACUGCAAGUUGAUAAGGCACCUCCGACUGGAUGGAUCCACUCAGCAAUCUAUGCGGCAAGAUCUUGUAAACAAAUUCAACAAAGAAGAUUCCAAAUGUAAUGUGUUUCUAAUUACGACACAAGCUGGUGGUUUCGGCUUGAAUUUGCCAUCGGCUUCGCGGGUUGUGAUUCUGGACGCUGCGUGGAAUCCUGCAAACGAUGCGCAAGCAUCAGUACGAGCCUUCCGGCUUGGCCAGAAGCAGCCAGUCUUUGUAUAUAGAUUUAUUUCGUAUGGAACGAUGGAGAAUUCGGUAUACGAUCGUCAG
Molecule: messenger RNA, 402 nt
Organism: Guillardia theta CCMP2712
Lineage: Eukaryota; Cryptophyceae; Pyrenomonadales; Geminigeraceae
Exons: 3
Cellular component (GO): nucleus
Molecular function (GO): ATP hydrolysis activity
Source: RefSeq, a predicted model, not a curated record